AUGCCGCCAGGCGUGGCUUCUCUAGAGGACAUUUUGGGUCUGCAACGCCUGUCUGACAACUCCCUUUCUCCUCUCCUCCUCACCCCCUCCUCCUACGUUACAGCCCCCAUGCGCAACGGCGCCCAAGACAACAACGCGGUGACCUGCCGCAACCCACAACGAGUGGGGUGGGCGGACCCCGAAAUGUCACUUAACUCCUUCAUUCUCGAUACCAUGCCUAGCCUGCUGGUUCUAGCAGGGAUCAUGGAGAAAAAUGGGGGCUACGGCGGGGAUCUAGCCGGCUCCGGGUUCGGAAGCGAAGGUCUCCUUGUGCCACCCGACGAGGAAGAAGACGACUCCCGUGCCCUGAGGGUCGCGCUGGGCCAGCUGUCUCUACUGGGGCUUGGUGAAGGCGAGGACGGUGGCGGGGCUCCUGGAACGGGAGUACAGGAUCGGAGUAACAAUAACAAUAACCAUCACAACCAUACCAAUAAUAUUGGCGGAGGUGGUGGUGACACAGGGCUUUUGCAAGGGAAGAACAAGUUAUGUGUCCUGUACGAGGGUUCUUCAAGUGAGACGAAAGGACGAGGCUGCAACAUAACAGAAUGCGUCCCCGUGCCCAGCUCAGAACAUGUGGCCGAAAUAGUGGGGAGACAAGGUUGCAAGAUCAAAGCCCUGCGGGCCAAGACCAACACCUACAUCAAGACCCCCGUGAGGGGCGAGGAGCCUGUGUUUCUCAUCACGGGCCGAAAGGAGGAUGUGGCCCUGGCCCGGCGCGAGAUCAUCUCUGCCGCCGAGCACUUCUCCAUGCUCCGAGCGUCCCGGAACAAGCUUGGUGUGUCCUUCAGCGGUUCCCCGCCUGCGCCCCUGCCAGGCCAGACCACCAUCCAGGUGAGGGUGCCCUACCGCGUGGUGGGGCUGGUGGUGGGGCCCAAGGGUUCCACCAUCAAACGCAUCCAACAGCAAACCUGCACCUACAUCGUCACCCCUAGCCGAGACCGUGACCCUGUCUUCGAGAUCACGGGAUCACCCAGCAACGCCGAGAGGGCCCGUGAGGAGAUCGAGGCGCACAUCGCAUUCCGAACGGGAGGUCUGCACGACCACAACAACGAGAAUGACUGCUUGGGGCUGGAUGGCGGCAGCCCAGUAGGCUCCGGGGGUCUGGAGAGUCGCCUGCAGCAGGUGUGGGGUCUGCAGGGGGGGCAGCGCAAGCCAUUGACCAGUAGCUUCCGCCAGAACUUCUCAGAUGCCAUGGUUGGAGGAGGGGAAGGAGGUGGGGUAAUCUUCAGCAAGGGCAACUUCAACAGCCCUGGAGAGAAGCCCUGCUCCUACUUUGGCUCAGAGGGCACCCAGAGUUGGGGAGACCCAGACUACCCAAAACAGGUGGCUUUCUAUGCCCAGCAGCGCUCCAAGAGCUUUGGAGGCCUGCCCCUAACCAGACUCUCUCCAGGCCUUUCUGACCCCUGUGGAGGGAACAACGACAACUCCUCGGGCACCAGCAUCACUAUUCUGUCUGGCUCGCCUCAUGCCCAGGCCCGCCGUGCCCACAGCGAGCCAACCUCGGGCGUGGGGUUCCCUGGACGCCUCCCUGUACCGGACUCGCCACCGGCCAUCCUCCGGGACUGCAUGACCUGCUUCGAGAGCAAAGUGACGGCCGCCCUGGUGCCCUGCGGCCACAACCUCUUCUGCAUGGAGUGUGCCAUCCGCAUUUGUGAGCUCAACCAUCCAGAGUGCCCGGUGUGCCACACCCUGGUCUCUCAGGCUAUCCGAAUAUUCUCCUAA
Molecule: messenger RNA, 1761 nt
Organism: Salvelinus namaycush (lake trout)
Lineage: Eukaryota; Metazoa; Chordata; Actinopteri; Salmoniformes; Salmonidae
Product: RNA-binding protein MEX3A-like
Exons: 4
Coding region: 1-1761 (586 amino acids)
Molecular function (GO): RNA binding
Source: RefSeq, a predicted model, not a curated record